Molecule: messenger RNA, 879 nt
Organism: Rhopalosiphum maidis (corn leaf aphid)
Lineage: Eukaryota; Metazoa; Arthropoda; Insecta; Hemiptera; Aphididae
Exons: 7
Coding region: 78-830 (250 amino acids)
Source: RefSeq, a predicted model, not a curated record
CUGUGCAACGCAUAUCACAAUUAUUGUUGCACAAUGUUCAAUUAUAUUACUUCAAACCGCGGUUUAGUGUAAAAACCAUGCAGUCAAGCAUACGGGUAUUGUUAUCAAUCGCGAAGAUUUUGGGGUGUUUAAAAUUAACAUUUGCGCUGCAAUUAAAUAUACCGAAACCCGAUACGGUCUUGAUAAGUGUGCCGUUCGACCAAUUGAAAAAUAAUAAUUGGAUGGGAGGAAAUUCUGACUACAUGGAAUCGACGUGUGGGACGUUCAAAGCUUAUGAAACCGACACGAUAGAAAAAGUUGUCGGGAGAUGGUAUACCAUUUACAUGUCAAGCAUUCCAUCAACCACGGAUUAUUGUAGUCAAUUUACAAAUGUCCAAAGUCCGUGCAAAUGUUCUGGAAUUGAUUUUACAAUAGAUAUGGAAGAUAAUAUAAUUUCAUUUGUCUUGUUUUCAACGAAUACAAAAGAAAAAUCCGUAACUUAUGAGUUGGCAACAGCUUCAUUCGUCGGAAAGAGCCAGUUAAAAAUGGACAAAAUAAUACUGCGAAGUUUCGUGAUACAAUCCAACGCUAAAAUAAACGGAAUAGCAGGUUUUAUAGUUCCGCAGGGUGUUAUUGUUGAUUCUGAUGAUUUCAAAUCGUAUAUAAUCAUGGUGUUCUGCAAAGAAAGGGCGAAAAAACCUAUUGUUAUGGUUCUCGUAAAUGCGCUUCCUGUAUCUGAAAAAGUCACGGACAUAGCAUUAAAAUUUUUAAAUGAUAAUAAUUUCGAAACAAAGUUAUUUAAAGUCCAUCACAAUAAUUGUAAAUAUGGUCAAAAUAUUGUUGGGUUCUAGCCAUUAUUAAAAACCAUAUGGUAAAAGUGUAUUUUUUAAUUAUUGACAU